Molecule: messenger RNA, 1183 nt
Organism: Drosophila hydei
Lineage: Eukaryota; Metazoa; Arthropoda; Insecta; Diptera; Drosophilidae
Product: cuticle protein 16.5
Exons: 2
Coding region: 189-1064 (291 amino acids)
Source: RefSeq, a predicted model, not a curated record
CUGUGUUCUUUUUUUCUUUUGGACCCAAAGCAAAAUACAUUAAUUUAAAGCGAAGUCGAAUGCUAAUUUUGGUAGCACAGCAAGCGCUGUGAUUAGAAUCAUAUAAAUAUCCGGCAAAACUUAGCAAGCAGUAUCAUUUCUUCUUUGGAUUCUACAGUUAGCUGAAGAACAAAAAGCAAGCUAGCAAAAUGAAACUGUUGUUGCUCUGUGCCUUCGUCGCCGUCGUUGCCGCGGAUGUUAGCCAUCUGCCAACCAACCAGUACCUGCCACCUGGCCGUGGUGUCGCCUCCGCACCAGUUGCUACAUAUGCCAGCUAUAAUAGCGCUGCUUCGGCUCCAGUUCAAUCCUACUCGGCUCCAGUUCAAUCCUACUCGGCUCCCAGCUACAGCGCUGCUGCUUCGGCUCCCGUCCAGAGCUAUGCUGCUCCCGUUGCAUCGUACUCGGCUCCCAGCUACAGCGCUGCUGCUUCGGCUCCCGUCCAGAGCUAUGCUGCUCCCGUUGCAUCGUACUCGGGCUCUGCUAGCUACAACGCUGAUGCUUCCGCUCCAGUAGAGUCAUACAGCGCAUCCGCCGAAAACUACAACGUUGCCGCUUCUGCACCAGUCCAGAGCUACAGCGCACCAGCCGUUGCCGACAACUACGAGACCUCUGCCUCUGAGCCAGCACCUGCCCACAGCUACUCCUCGGACUCUGGCUACCGUUACAAGACCCACCGUCGCGUUGUCCUCCGUCGCCAUCGUCGUGGUGUGCCUUCCAACGACUAUCUGCCCCCAGUGCAAGGCGCUGCCUCCGUGCCAGUCAGCGACUACCUGCCUCCUGUAGCUUCUGCUUCCGCUCCAGUCCAGUCCUACAGCGCACCAGCUGUGUCUUAUGGUGGUGCCUCCCUUGGUGGUGCCUCUUAUGGUGGUGCCGCUCUUGGCGGUGCCUCUUAUGGCGGUGCCUCUUAUGGUGGUGAUAGCUACGACAGCGCUGCCUCUGAGCCAGUCGCAGCUCACAGCUACUCUUCCAACGAUGGUUACCGUUACAAGACCCAGCGUCGCGUCAUCCGUCGCCGCAGAUACUAAAUGGAAAUCUAUCGAGGCUACCCAGCAAGCAGCGCAAAUGUUAACUCCAACUGAGAAGUUGACUUUAAUGAUUUGUACGGCAAUUGCCAGGGAAUAGAUUUAAUAAAGAUAUACCCUUC